Pygocentrus nattereri (red-bellied piranha) is the source of this 7573-nucleotide messenger RNA. RefSeq names its product BBX high mobility group box domain containing. Bases 539 to 3316 code for a protein of 925 amino acids. NCBI's taxonomy places the organism in Eukaryota, Metazoa, Chordata, Actinopteri, Characiformes, Serrasalmidae. Gene Ontology annotation, molecular function: DNA-binding transcription factor activity, RNA polymerase II-specific; RNA polymerase II transcription regulatory region sequence-specific DNA binding. Gene Ontology annotation, biological process: regulation of transcription by RNA polymerase II. The transcript has 17 exons. The record is from RefSeq and is a predicted model, not a curated record. Gene Ontology annotation, cellular component: nucleus.
GAGGGGUUGCUCUCAAGCCUUGUCACACUGUGUGUGUAGCCUCCUGCCUCUCAGUCGAAGGCGGCUCCCUUUCUCUGCCCUUUCCGUCGCUAACCGACCGGACCGAACCUCUGGCCAGCCCUGCUUCCCGAAUCCACGGUGCCGUGUGGUGCGAGUGCACAGGCAGAAACAUUAAGGAGAUGUUGCAUUAAUCUGUCCGUCUCGGAACAGUGGCGAAAUGCGAGACGCUCUCUGAUUGGCUGUCGCGGGCUGCCUCUCAAGCGCGCAGCCAAUCGCGGCCGGCCGAUCGUGAAAAAAUAUAUAUUUUCACUCACUCCAUGUACAGUAGCCCAUGUUGCAAAAAAAGUGAACAGAGAAACACACUGUCGGAGGGUGACAGAGGUGGACAACGACACACUCCGAGCACCAUUCCGCCGACCAGUCACCCUGGUGCCCUGUUUUCAGGUCAUCACCAUCGCAUGAAACAGCCUGACUGACAGAUCCAUCUUCAUCUCUCAAACACAGUGUUUCCAUAUUCUGUGAUCAGGUCAUCAGCGUCAUGAAGGGUGGAGGAGGGGGGAAGGAGCCGCCAGUAGAGGGCGAGGUGAGCGGGAAACAGCGGCCCAAACGCAAGUGCCUGCAGUGGCACCCGCUGCUGUCGAAGAAGAAGGCUGUGGACUUCUCUGAGGAGGAAGAGGAGGAGGAUGAAGAAGACCUGGAGAAGGAGCCGGUGGUGUGUGCAGAGCGCGGUAGUCAAGAGCCUGAAUGUGGGGCGAUGGAGGAUGAAGGUGAGGAAGACUCCUCAGAGCAGAGAGCACGUCGGCCCAUGAAUGCCUUCCUGCUCUUCUGUAAACGGCAUCGCUCACUAGUUCGCCAGGAACACCCGCGGCUGGACAACCGUGGCGCCACCAAGAUCCUGGCUGAUUGGUGGGCUGUGCUGGAGCCCAGUGAGAAGCAGAAGUACACAGACAUGGCCAAGGAGUAUAAAGAUGCUUUCAUGAAGGCGAACCCAGGCUAUAAGUGGUGCCCUGCCACCAGUAAACCAGUGAAGAGUCCCACUCACGCUGUGAGUAACGUCCGAAAAAAGGCCUGGUCUCUGUCCUCCAACCCCACCAAGGAUGCUGCUGUUGCCAAAAAAGUGCCCAAAGCUGACAGCACACCACAGCUUAAUUUUGCCAUGGCAGAUCCGACUAAGAUGGGUGGUCUGAGCAUGCUGCUGCUAGCUGGAGAGCACGCCCUGACUGCCAGAGAGAUUUCCUCUAGCACUUCACAGACUGGGGUCGCAGAUGUCGCUAAGCAUUCUGGAACAUCUGCCCUUUACCAGUUGGCUGAGAUUUCCUCCUGUCCACACCAGCCUGCCGAGGGACUUAAAAGCUCAGAAAGUAAGAGCCCAGCAGCCCCCCAGACGGAGGCAUGUGGCCCAUCUCAGCCCAACUCGCCCGAUCUUCCUAGCAGCUGUGUGCGGUCUCCCCUCUUCCAGCUGGCCGAGAUCUCCUCUAGUGGUUCUCAGUCCUCGGUUUCUGAGGGGAAGCAGUGUGGCCAGUCUGCUCUUUUCCAGCUCGCUGAGAUGUGUUUGGCCUCUGAGGCAGAGAAACUGGAGGCUCUCUCUUCACAGCCUGCUGUGGACUCGUCCUCCCUCUGUGCUCAACACAGCACUGCUGAUGCAGCCCCCAACAACCCUGACCUGCCUCUUCCUACCCCGGCAUCAUCCUCCUCCUCCUCCUCCUCCUCUUCCACCCCUACUGACAGCACUGCCCCCACGCUCAGCCAGCUGGCAAAGAAGAAAAAAAAGAAGAAGCCGAAGGAAGGCAAGGACACGGAAAAGCCCGAGAAGAGCCCCGGCUCACCCAAAAAGACCUGCAAGAAACGCCCAUCGUCCAGCUCAGACCUAGAGAGCUUGAUGUACACUAUCGAGGCGGUGGCUAAAGGGGCCUUUGGCUCGGAGGAGGCGGCCAAGAAACGACCUCGACCCUCAGACAGCGAGGAUGGCACCAGCCCCGCAGACCAGCCUCCAGCAACCAAGAAGAAGACCAAACCCAAAGUAAAGAAACAGCUCAGGGCCAAGGAGGAGGCGAUCGAGCAGGAGGAGCAGGGCAGCGGAGAGGACUGCAAGCCGCCACAGACGGAAAUAGAAGCUGUUCCACUUCAUGAGACGGAGGUGAAAACCGAGUGCAAGACGGAGAUGGAGGUGAAGAUGGAACUCCCGAACUGCCUGGAGGUCUCGGCUGAGCACAGCACCACACCACAGCCAGUCAGUUCUGAAGAGACAAGUCCCUUGAAGCAAGUGACGGCAGGCGAGGAGGAUGCCCCACAGCCAUCCAGAGAAGAGGACAAAGAACCAGAAUCCAAGCAAGCAAAGCUAGAAGAGAGGGACAGUGACCCCAAACCUGAAGUGUGCGGAUCCAGGAAGUCGGAACGCAGCUGUAAGGGAGCGCUGUAUAAGACGCUGGUCUCUGAGGGGAUGCUGACAUCACUGCGGGCCAAUGUGGACAGAGGAAAGAGAGGUUCGAUGCGGGGUGCUGCGUCAGAACAUGAAACAGGAUGGACCGACGAAAGCUGUAGUUUUACUCAGCCAGCCGCCAGCAACCCCAAAAAGCUGAAGAAGUCCAAAUCUAAAGAUGAAACAGUGGCAGGCAGUCUAGGAAAGCUGGAGGAGGAGUUUGAGAAGAAGUUUAACAGCCUGCCUCAGUACAGUCCCCUAACGUUUGACAAAAAAAGCACUGCGGUCACAAAAAGGAAGAAAGCCAACUCAGCCAGCCUUCCUGAAACUCCUACGCCGAGCAAGGGUCCAUCCCCAUCUCAGAAAAAGACUUUAUUCCACAAGAUUGUUAGCAAGUACAAGCACAAAAAGGACAAGCCGGGUACCUCGGACAAAGCCAUAGCUCAGCCUGAACAGGUGGCCGUCGAGGCGGGUCACACAGUGAAGCUGGACGCUGCUUGUGCAUCUCUCUCUCCUGAAGCCCGCAAGGCAGGUGAUGUACCUGUGGGCAGCCAGAAGAGAAAAGCCAGAAAGAGUAAGAUCACUCACCUGGUGCGCACAGCUGACGGACGACUGUCACCGGCAGAGGCGGAUAAAGCCAAGGAGCUCACCCAGGAUCAGGAUGAAAAGCCAUUAACUCAAGAGACGAUAUGCAACAAGGAGAGCUGCUAUACUGACCCCAGACCAGCAGAGGCAGACGGUGCGGAAGCGUCGGGCAGCCUGCCGGCCUUCUUCAGCCUGGCCGCCCUUGCCGAGGUCGCAGCCAUGGAGAACGUGCAUAGAGGCCAGCGUGGUGAAGGCCAGGUGAAGGAGAUGGCUCCUCAGACGGCUGUGCUGAUAUCCUGCGCGGACCAGUGAAGGCUCAACCUGGUCUGGACCAGCCCUGGUCUGGGAUGGUCUGGAAGUGGACUUAUUGGGGCAAAUCGCUUUGUUCUGGGGAUUGAGGGAGAGAGAGAAAGGAAGAAAGGGAGAGCGACACCAGUGAGCGGGUUACUCAGAGGUGACCAGGAAGAGGAAGAAGAAGAGGAGGAAGGCGCUUUUCUCUAACGGAAGAUUAUUCCACAUGUAUGCAGAGCAGUGGAGGGGGCAGGCUGGUGCCAAGCCCCAGACAAGCCAGGCAUGCUUCCUCCACUUGUUUCCAGAAGUGCGCACACACCAUCUCGAAGGACCUGGCUACACUUUGCAAAGCCAAGCUGUGCGAACUGGAAAAGGAUCCAGGAGAAAACGCUCUCUCUACUACACGUCUUUUUUCUGGCUCAACUUUUCUGCAUAUAAAAAAAAAAAAAUCUCACUGUCUCUCUGUCUCUCUCUCUGUCUCUGUCUCUUUCUCUGUCUCUCUCUCUCUGUCUCUCUCUCUCUCUCUCUCUCUCUGUCUCUCUCUCUCUCUCUCUCUCUCUGUUAGAGGAAAAUCUUGUGGCUUCCUGUUCUCCUUCCUGCCCGGAACUAAGCGCACACGCACAGUGUGUUUACGUGUGUGUGUAUCUAAUAUUGCUCAAUAGCCCCCCCGCCCAUACCUCACAGCCAGCCUGCUUUUACGCCCAAGUUUCGAGUCCCUCUCAGCGCAGGCUUCACCUUGACAAUACACACUUUUAAUGCCUAGAUGCCUCUUUCUGUCCAAGGAACUUUUCAGCGGUGCGUCAGGCCCCGUGCAGCAGGCAUACACGAGCCCGUCAGGGUCCCCCUGGUGUCAUGGGGCGCCCGGGCAGCCGGAGGGAACGGCCUGAUGCAAGGCUGAGAGAGACUGGAUGUGGGAUUGUGAGCGGCACUCUGUGAUCCAAAGCAAACAGAGUUACUGAGUGACUGAAUACUGACCUGGUCAGAAGCCAUCCUCUUUCCUUUUUUUCGCUAUAACGGCACCCUGUUACUGUACUGGGCACCCUUCCACUCUUCACGUGCACAGCUAUAGAGAUGAAUUGAUUUUUUUAGAGCAGUAUACUUGAAUGAUAUAAUGCAUUUUAUGUCAAUACUUGACCUUCCUUGCAGUGCGUAUGGGUGAGCGAGUGUGUUUUGCGUGUGUGUGCGCGCACACACGUGUGGUGGGUGUGUGUAGCGUCUCAAUAGCUAAUCCAAAAGAGUGCUACUAGUUUCCUAAGGUAGUUUCGUAACAGACACUGCACUAAUUUUUAGCUAUAGUAGGUGAGUCUUUUAGGCAAUGUUUAUCAUCAUUUUUUUGUAAAUGUUUGUUUUUUUUUUUUUUUUUCCCCUCAGCUUUACCGAUUUUCCACUUACAUUUCCUGGCCACGAAGGCGUCCAUUCAUUUUGUUGCACCUUCCUCUCUGCCAUGUGUUAGCUGAAGCAGAACGGACUUUCUCUCCUAGCCAAAGUUCUGCCUUCCUGCUGCUUCUGUUCAUUCCUGUGUGGGAGAGAAGUAAGAGAGGAGAGACGGAAGAAAGAGUGUAGGAAUGGCUCUCUUUCUCUCUCACACACACAACCCUUAAACUCAUCAGUGCCCGCAGCAUCUUGCGCGGCUCAUCAGCCGGUGCAUCUGCGUUGACGCUUGUUUUGUUUUUGUUUUUUGUUUUUUCCCGUUCGUUUGGUGGUCACAAUUAGCUUGGUCCAGUCGCGGAGAUGCUCAGCAUCGUGUUGGCUCUUGUGAAAUGAGAGAAGCCUGAAACCUUUCAUUUCCAGAGAGCCCAGCUCUCAGUCUAAAUGAAGGAAGGCUCCAAGCCAGGCUGAAAACACGCCACUAGGCGUCUGCGAUGUCAACCGUUGCGCUUUUUACUAACAAAGUUGAUGGACACUUUUUUUUUUUUCUUUUUUUUUGCCCCAUCACCUACAUUUUCCUCCAAUGAUGUCUGUGAAUUUCUAAAUUUGUAAGUAAUAAGUUUUUUUAAAGAAAAAAAAAACUAUAGUAUACUGUAUUUGAACCUUUUUAUCCCUUAAUUGUGUUGUGUGCUUAAGGGCGUGGUUUUGCUGGCCUUUUUUCUCUUUGUAAUAAUGUUUAGUUGUAAACCUCGCCAUGAGGUCCUCUCUACUGGAUGAAGACUAUUGUCAGAAGCUCAAAUACAAAUAUAUAUAUAUAUGUCUAUAUAUAUAAAUAUAUAUACCUAUGCUUACCUGUUAAGCCGAUGAGCACUGAGAAAUAAUGCACCGCUUCUAGAGGAAUAGUCCCUGCUUUUGGGAGUGCACACGUGAGGCAACCUGCAUUGCCACGUUCGGCUAGUGUCUAAUGAGCACAGUAAGGUGUGUGUGUGCGUGCGUGUGUGUGUGUGUGUGUGUGUGUGUGUCUGCGAGAGUCUGAAUGUCUCCCUGUUCUUCACACAUGUGAGCAUUAGCUCAAAGCCAAGGGAUUUCACCUCAUUGUAUUCGAACAGAACGUUUGACAGGCUUGAACUGUGGCGUUCUGAAAUUGCUGAGGGGAACGUCGCUCUGCUCAGAUCGACUUAUCGGCCCGCUCAGUCAGGACCUGAUCGCUUCUGUUACCUCUGUGAUUUUAUGAAGUUUUGUGGUUAGACCUCUGCCACACCUCGCUCUGAAACGUUCAAACGUUAUUGCUUUGGAUUGAGAUUGUCAUUAAGUAUAGCUUAAUAAGGUAAACGAUUCGAUUCGGACUCUUCUAAUUAGACAUUCUACUCUAAUCGUUUAGAGAAAAUUCUCCCUCUGACCAGUAUUCCCACGAGGAGGUGCUGCUCGAUCCUUGGGGCAGGUCCAAACGAUUUCUGGAAGUCGGCCAAUCAAGUUUUUCUCAGCAAAAACGUCUUCCCGAGUGUUCUGCGCGCACCCAGCGAUGCGACAAAUACGUUCUUCCCAGCAGAUGAAAGCGAUAGGGAGAAAGCGUACAUGAUGAACUGUACUGUACAAGGGUUAUUUUUUCCAAACAGUUGCCAAAGAAAAGGGAACGCUGUCUCUUUUAAAGAAAUUCGGUGGUGCGGAAAGCCAGACAGACCGGGUGAGCUGAGUCUAGUCAGCGUGUCUUCAGGUUUUCAGAUAAUAAAUGCAUUAUAUUAGCACAACUAAUUCUAUAUUUCUGAUGGAUUUCCUCAGCCUCUUCCUGCAGUUUUGGCAUGGUGUACAGAGCGGUUUUUAAAUGCCUAUUUUAGAGAAACGAUAUUUGCACCUUAAACCCAAACCAAAAUGCCACAUUCUGAAUGAAUCCCCACCUCUCCCAACACCUGCAUCCCUCAUGAAAUUCGCUCUUAUUAGCCCUCCUCUAUCUAUGAGGGAAGUUAUCCCAUUGAAAAACUGUCAUUAUACAAUAAUGCCUUGAAUGAUGAUACGCAUAUCCUUUGCAUGACGCAUAGAUGAGGUUUGGUCCCAUUCCCAUUUCCAUUUAAAUGUCAUUCCCCUCUCUUUUUUCUAUAUAACUGUAGAAGAUGCCUCUAUGAAUCUCAAGUUCCUAUAUUAGCUAUGAAGCUUAUGGUAUAAUACCCUUUUGUGCUAGAAUUGUCUCUUGAAUGUAAUGGAUUUUGUACCUGUAUUUUUCUAAUUCCGAUUCCAGUCUUUCUGUACGGGAUGGCUUUGUAUGGAGGAGUUUUCGGGCUGCUUCCAACAGCGAAAUAGUUUCUAAUAAUUUCCAGUCAUCAUUAGGAGAUCAGACCAGAUCCCGAGCUCCGUAGAGAGCCUCAUAGCCUCAUCACCACGUCGCCUCUCUGGUCAAACACUUAGAACAGUAGGAACAUGAUCCCAUCCCCAUAAUCAGACGUCCAGUCAAUCACCUUCGCUGAAGAAAUAGUGAAACCAGGGAAAUCAACUGCAGCAAUCACAAAGUUGCCAAACCUUCUUACAAGCUUUGUUGUUGUUUUUGCUUUCUGUCUUUCCAACUGCGUCUCGGUCUUAAGAACCUGGAUUAUGCACCCAUUUGAAACGGCAACACCUUUCGUCUGCUCUACAUGAGAAUGUACGUCCGUUGGCUUUUUUGAAGGGUUACUCCUCUGUCUCCCCUUAAGAGUUUGUACAAUGUGUGCUUGACCUGAUUAGUGUCACUCGUACUGUAUGAUGCCAUGCUUGGAACUUGAUUGUUACAGCCCAGUUGUUGAUGCAGCCUUGCCUUACUGAAACCCUGCGUAGAAAGGGGUCCCUUCGCCAUUGCCCUUCUCAAUGAGUCCUACGUCAUAACACUGUCUGCUGACGCAAAUAUUAUUCCUUUAACACGUAUUAAAGUAACAUAUACAUACA